Molecule: messenger RNA, 393 nt
Organism: Phaeoacremonium minimum UCRPA7
Lineage: Eukaryota; Fungi; Ascomycota; Sordariomycetes; Togniniales; Togniniaceae
Product: putative thioredoxin-like protein
Exons: 1
Coding region: 1-393 (130 amino acids)
Source: RefSeq, a predicted model, not a curated record
AUGGGCGGCGACGACGACAAGGUCCACCACAUAUCCUCCGCGGCGGAGCUGGAGGCACUGCUCGCCUCCACCACCUACGUCGCCGUCGACUUCUUUGCCGACUGGUGUCCGCCAUGCAAGGCUAUCACGCCCGUCUUUGCUUCCCUUGCCGCUAAGCACGCUAUACCAAACGUCCUGGCCUUUGCCAAGGUCAACGUCGAUCACAUCCAGGAAGCUGCCGUCAAAUACCGCAUAACGGCCAUGCCCACCUUCCUGUUCUUCAAAGAGGGCAAGCAGGUCGCCGUGAACGGCCAGGCCAUCAUACAGGGCGCCGAUCCUCGCAGCUUGGGUGCCGCUGCCGACAAGUUGGGUGGUCUCGCCAAGAAGAGAGCUGAGGCUGCGGCUUCAUCAUGA